Cherax quadricarinatus is the source of this 779-nucleotide messenger RNA. NCBI's taxonomy places the organism in Eukaryota, Metazoa, Arthropoda, Malacostraca, Decapoda, Parastacidae. The record is from RefSeq and is a predicted model, not a curated record.
UGUAUUAUAUUUUGUUACUACAUACAGGUUCGCCGAGGUGAUGUUUUAUCAGCCUGGGCUGGCAUCAGGCCUCUAGUUCAAGACCCCAACAAGACAGAUACUCAGAGCAUUGCCAGAAAUCACAUUGUUCAUGUUAGUGAAUCUGGACUGAUUACUGUUGCAGGGGGAAAGUGGACAACAUAUCGCUCAAUGGCGUUAGAUACACUAGAUGCAGCAAUUAAAGCAUGUAAUUUAACAGCACUUCAUCAAGAAUCACAGACAGAUGGGCUACUUCUAGAAGGGGCUCACCAGUGGACUCCCACAAUGUUCAUCAGACUUGUACAAGACUUUGGCUUAGAAUCAGAAGUGGCAAAGCACCUAGCUCACACAUACGGAGAUAGAGCAUUCAGUGUGGCCAAGCUUGCAUCUCUCACUGGAAAGCGAUGGCCCAUUGUUGGGCGUCGUCUUCAUAGUGAAUUCCCAUAUAUUGAUGCAGAGGUUCGAUAUGCCUGUCGUGAGUAUGCUGCCUCAGCCAUUGAUGUCAUAGCCAGACGACUGCGACUAGCGUUUCUUAAUGCUCAAGCAGCAGAAGAAGCCUUACCUACCAUUGUUAACAUAAUGGCAGAAGAAUUAAAAUGGUCUGAAAGAGAAAAGAAGGUACAGUACAGUUAUAAACCAUUGUGUAUUAUAGUUGUCCCUUCAAAUUCAUGGGCUUCCUUAUUUGUGAGGUCAGUUAUUUUUUAUUUUAGCCAUUUUCUCACAAGGUAGGGUAACCUAAAGAAGGAAACAUUCACCAUCAC